Fopius arisanus is the source of this 1817-nucleotide messenger RNA. RefSeq names its product prostasin. Gene Ontology annotation, molecular function: serine-type endopeptidase activity. The transcript is spliced from 7 exons. The coding region runs from base 25 to 1578 and encodes 517 amino acids. The record is from RefSeq and is a predicted model, not a curated record. NCBI's taxonomy places the organism in Eukaryota, Metazoa, Arthropoda, Insecta, Hymenoptera, Braconidae. Gene Ontology annotation, biological process: proteolysis.
CUUCCAGUCGAAUCAGAGCCGCUCAUGGUAUCCCAGAAAGUUCAAUCGCUGAUAUUAUCCUUGGCUACUUUUGCUUUCGUAGGGGAUGCAGCGCCUCCGAGCAAAAUAGUCAAUGGAUGGGACGCCUUGCCAGGACAGUUCCCUCAUCAGGUGUCCAUUCAGCAGGGAAAUUCUCAUUUCUGUGGAGGCAGCAUCAUCGACGCAAUGUACAUUCUGACAGCUGCCCAUUGUGUUUUUGAUGCAAACGACAGAAUGCUUCGUCCUGAAAGUAUUCGAAUCGUCACAGGUGUCAUCGAUUAUCGAGCUGCUAAUUACGAAAAUACAUUCCCUGUAGCCAUGAUCAUCCCUCACCCACAUUAUAAUUCGUUGGUGUUGAUGAAUGAUAUUGCUAUUGUGAAGUUGGCUCGUCCUAUUCCCUUCAACUCUUUUCAAAAAUCCAUUCGCCUGCCAACAGAAGACACUUCCCCUGGUACCGCUGCUAUAACUAGUGGUUGGGGAGCUAUAUGGGGAAUUACAUCAUUCAGAAAGGGUCCUUUAUCGAGGUAUUUGCAACAAAUUGGGAUGAUGACUCUCAGCCGAAGUGAAUGUGCCAGAGAGCAUGGAGAGGAAUUAUUUCCAGGACAAUUGUGCGCCACUCGUACUCCAGGAACAGGAACCUGUUUCGGUGACAGUGGCAGUCCUCUUAUCAGCAAUGGUGAAAUCAUAGGAAUUACUUCCUCCGGAAAGGAUGGUUGUGCUGGUCAAUACCCAGAUGUUUUCACCUACGUCCACUUUUACCUGGCGUGGAUUCACAAAGUCUUGGCACAGUAUGAACGUGAUCUUGUUGAUACAGGGGGAUAUGCCGGGCCUCCAUCGAGGAUCAUCAAGGGUCAGCAUGUCACUAAGGGAGAGCUUCCCUAUCACGUGCAGCUGCGAAAAUCCGAUGCUUAUUUAUGCGGAGGAAGCAUCCUCGAUGCCACCCACAUCCUGACUGCAGCGCACUGUGUAGUCUCUGAUACUGAAGGAGUCAAUAAACCUGAGGAAAUUGAAGUAAUCGUGGGCUCUCUCUUCAUUGAUUCAAGAACCAUCCAAAAUGAAAAUGCCUUCGCUGUUUCCGAAAUCACUUAUCAUCAGGACUAUAAUCCCGCGACUGUUCGGAAUGUCCACCAUUUAGCUGACAUCGCUGUUCUGAAGUUGGAGAAACCUAUUUCCUUCAAUCGUUAUCGCGCCCCGAUUAAUCUACCAAGGAAAGAACCACCUUCUGGUGCAUCAGUUGUCGCCAGCGGAUGGGGAGUCACCUAUCAUGAUGGCAAGAACAGCAGAAGUCCAAACUGGUUACAGAAAUUGAAGAUGAAGAUUGUCAGCCUGGAUGACUGUAAAGCAGCUUAUCCUGGUGGCGCGAGUGAAGGACAUAUUUGUGCUUUAGGAGCUCCAGGAUCCGCUGUUUGUUUUGGCGAUAGUGGCGGUCCGUUGGCUUACAACAACGAAGUCAUUGGUGUUGUUUCUUGGGGCAGUGGAUGCAUCCAAAGAAGUCCAGACGUAUUCACAAGUGUGGUAUAUUAUAGUGACUGGAUUAAAUGGGCCAUGAAAUAUCACUGAAUAUAACAAUUUUUAAAACAUCCAUUGGUUUUUUAUUUUAUUGAAUCUCUUCAAAACCCCAGAGGGUAUCAUCUGAAGCUUGCAGAAAUGAAGCUUUAGAUGGAAAGGGUUGGGAUCUGAAGUCCGCAUGUACUAUCUAUCGAACGUGAACUUCAAAGUAUUUAAAAGUCUUUGAAAACGAAAAUAAAACCGCAGUCGUUUUCUUCUGAAAAUCAAAACGUUGAUAGAGAUAUAUUUUU